AUGAGAGGUUCUCGGUCGGGUCACCUUAGUUGGCACGCUGCCACCAUGUUGGCUACCGACUCGUGGUCUUGGAGUUUGUGGUUGCAAGGUGCCUGGGGGGACAGUACCGCGGAGACCCUCAGACGUCGGCUUGGGGGUGGCGAAGAGCGGGACAUUCUUAACUGGUUUGAAAGAAGUCUUUUCGCGCGAGACCCAUGUGUAUCCGCUGCUCUGACGCACGGCUCAGUGGAGGAAUACGAACAACUUAGUGACCCUCUUUUUUCAGACGUUUUCGAGUGGCUUGCUCAACGGUUCUGGUCCGACGUUGACUCGGGCUCAAAACGGGCGAGUGCAGUAGUCACUCGCUUAAGAGAAGCCUACGAGACGAAUCGGUUGCCUCACCCUUGGUCCGAAUGUCAGCCUCAAUUCUUCCCCCCGUGGCCUCCCAAUGCCGGUGUUCGUUUGUCGUCGGCUGCGACUUUGGCCUAUUGGGCUCAAUACCUCGAUACGAGAGAUGCUAUGUCACCGGAACAAAGAUUGCAACGUCUCUCCGUACUUGCGCGCUGGUCACCAGCACAGGCUUUCGUGCACGUGUUUUCGGACCUGAAGAAACAUUCACCGCUGUUCACAAAGACACAUUACAUUCCGGACUUCUCUGACGAAACACUCGACCGAGCAGCAGCUCAGUGGCUCUGUUAUGGGAGUGCCGGUGAGAGUGCCAUGCGCGAUGACAUCGUUGAGCCUAUGGUUGAAGAAUUGUCGCAGUUCCUGCGACCCUUCAACCGGGCUCGCAAAGCACUUGUUCCGGGCCUCAAUCAAAGCCCGAAAUCUGCAGUGUGCCGCGUCCGCUACAAGACGCGCUGCAGGUUGAACAAGAUAGCAAGGAGGCUCUGCAACCAGACGACUAUGGCGCAGUGGAUCUACACCAUGGCAAUUAAGGAAACGCGUGACCUAUACGCUUAUUAUGUCAGCACCUAUCUCGGGUGCCGACGGCGCAUGAUAGCCUCGUAUUUCUUCACCCGGCGACAGGAACCUUCGGAAUCUUCGGGCAUAGAAUCUUGGGGUCCAAUUCAAUCUAGGGAUCCGGACACCCAUUUUCCAGUGGCAGCGGAUGUGGGCGUGAAGCGCCUGGAGGACUACCAGAUCUAUGUGCUCCGGGAAUUGGCGUGGACGGAGGAACAACUCAUUCAACAUUUUACACACUUGCUUGUCGAGCACCACGCAGCGGAAAGCUGUCAGUCGCCAGACGACGUCCUGCGUUCAACGGAGGAAUCGACGUUCAAGUUCUCGAUCCCAGAAGACGUAUUCCGCCAACUGUACGAAAAGGCGGUGAGGGAAACGGCAGACCGGAUGGCUAGCGAACAGGGUAGCGAUUUCGCUUGGAGGGUUGGUUGUGCCGCAAUUACCACCCUAUGCGGCCUUAGUAAUCCACGCCCCUCCUCGUCUUGA
Molecule: messenger RNA, 1428 nt
Organism: Gregarina niphandrodes
Lineage: Eukaryota; Apicomplexa; Conoidasida; Eugregarinorida; Gregarinidae
Exons: 1
Coding region: 1-1428 (475 amino acids)
Source: RefSeq, a predicted model, not a curated record